UUUCUAUGUACGAGCACCAGCGAUGGUACAAUGUCUGAGCUUUUUGCAAAAAAGCCAAAACUGGUAUUACAGAAAGCGUAAACACAAAAUAAUGUCUGAUGAUGAUUCUCAGAAAAAAAAAUACACAAAAAGUUAUGUCCGCUUGAAGCAGAUGGCCCUAAUCCAUACUUUACAAAUCGCAUCGAGGAAUCCAGAAACAUAGAUUAUAAGAUGCUAUCGCGAUAAAUGUCCUAAUCCGUCACCAGUCCUUUCAACAUCAUGUGUGAUUAUUCAAUAUGGCGGAACCGGAGGAGUUUAGUGAGGACGAACGCGAUAGACACUUUUUAAAGCCGAUUGUUUACUCUAGUGAGGUGGAACAGGCUAUUUCAGAGAUAUUUCAGAGUGAAGAUCCUCUUGACUAUAAGGAUUUCAAUGCUGUUGACUACAUCAAUAAAAUGUUCCCAACUGAACAGUCUUUGACAAAUCUUGAUGAAGUGGCAAACAAAAUGAUUUACAGAAUAAGGGUACUAGACAAGGAAAUAAGACAAGUUAUUCGUGGUCAAACUGAUGUUGGUUUGCAAGGUCGUCAGGCACUGCAAGAAACACAGCUCGCCAUUCAACAGUUGUUUGAGAAGAUUAACGACAUUAAAUAUAAAGCAGAAAAGUCGGAACAAAUGGUGAAAGAAAUUACCCGCGACAUAAAACAAUUGGAUUAUGCGAAGAAACAUUUGACAAAUUCUAUUACAACAUUAAAUCAUCUUCAUAUGUUGGUCGGCGGUGUUGAAGGCUUACAAUCUCUCACACGCAAGCGUCAAUAUCGUGAAGUAGCAAAUCUUUUACAAGGGGUCCUCAAUGUUCUUGAACAUUUCAAGAAAUAUUUUGGGAUACCGCAAAUUGCUGAACUUGCUGAAAGAGUAAAGCAAAUACAGAAUGAGCUUGGAACACAAAUCCUUGCUGAUUUUGAAGAUGCACUCUCUAUUCGUGGUGUUAAGCCUUCCUCUGGACCAAAUUCCCUUUUGGCUGAAGCGUGUCUAGUUGUAAGCGUUCUGGAUACCAAAAUCAAAGAAGAUCUAAUCAACUGGUUUGUAAAUCUACAACUCCAAGAAUACAUUCAACUCUUUAGUGAUACACAAGAGGUUGGUUGGCUAGAUAAGAUAGAUCGACGAUACUCCUGGCUCAAGAGAUCAUUAGUUAAAUUUGAUGAAGAUUUCAAAGAAACAUUUCCUCUUGACUGGAAUGUUGAGGAGCGACUUUGUGAUGAAUUUUGUCGCAUUACAAAGGUUGACUUGGGAAAGACCAUGGCCUCGAGAACGAGUGAAAUUGAUGUCAAACUUCUUUUGUUUGCCAUUCAAAGAACUUCAACGUUUGAGAAUUUUCUUGCAAAGCGUUUUAUUGGUAGCUUGUAUGACUCUCAGAAGAACUCUAGCGAAAGUGAUAAAAACAAGAUUUCAGCUACAAAAGAUUCCCAUUUUCUUGGUAAAAUAUCAAAAUGCUUUGAGCCUCAUCUACAUGUAUACAUCGAGUCACAGGACAAAAAUCUAAGUGAACUGAUGGAUCGUUUUGUUUCCGAUUUCAAAACGCACAAAAUUCCUCAAGUGGAAGGUGACGGAAGCAACGUAAUUUUGCCUUCUGCUGGAGAACUUUUCGUGUUCUAUAAGAAAUGUUUGGUUCAAUGCUCUCAACUUAGUACUGGGUCAUCGCUCCUCUCGCUUACGGAGACUUUCCAGAAAUAUCUGAAGGAGUUUGCUACAAGAAUACUGUUUGCCAACAUGCCAACAAGAGCAAACCAGUCAGGGGGGUUGGCAAGCAUUUUAAAAGAUAAUGAAGUGAAAUUUAAUAAGGAAGACCAGAUAUUGGCAUGUUCUAUCUUAUGCACAGCGGACUAUUGUUUGGAAACUACACAACAGUUGGAAGAAAAGUUAAAAGAAAAAAUCGAUGUUGAUUUAGCUGAAAAGAUUGAUCUUGUCAAAGAACAAGACGUCUUUCAUUCCGUAAUUUCAAACUCAAUUCAACUGCUCGUGCAAGACACAGAAAGUGCCUGUGAUUCUCCUCUUAUAGCUAUGGCGAAAGUGCACUGGCAGAACAUCGAAGCUGUUGGAGACCAAAGUGGUUACGUUACAGCAAUUGCAUCACAUCUUCAAACAACUGUGCCUGUCGUUCGUGAUUAUCUAACCUCUGUAAGAAAAUAUUUCACUCAGUUCUGUGUAAAGUUUGCUAACUCAUUUAUACCAAAGUUCAUCAGUCAAAUAUACAAAUGCAAACCAUUGAGUACUGUUGGUGCUGAACAGCUUUUGCUAGAUACUCAUUCUCUCAAGACCAUUCUUCUUGAUUUACCGUGUUUGAUGACAAAUGUAAAAAGAAAAAUACCAGCUAGCUAUUCAAAAGUUGUCAUGAAAGGAAUGGAAAAGGCAGAAAUGAUUGUCAAAGUUGUGAUGUCACCUCAUGAUCCAGCAGUUGGUUUUGUAGACAAUUAUAUAAAGCUUGUUGGCGAUUCAGACACGUCUAACUUCCAGAAAAUUCUCGAUAUGAAGGGAUUACGACGAAGUGAACAACAUGCCAUGUUAGAUUUAUUUCGCUCACGACUGCCAACUCCCAGCACGAGCAAUGUUUCAACAUCCGCAGCGUCACCAGAUCUUGAGUCCAGUAGAAUUAAAAGACUAGAGCGACUAAUUAAGAAACAAUUUUAAAUGUUGUGACGAAAUACAACAACAAGAAUGGUCUCUUCAAAGAGGUCAUGAUUUGGUAAGAAAAAUUAAGAAUCUUGUUGUUAGAACUGGAAGAUUGACGUUGUAAGGAAUACGAAGAGUCUUUUGUACGUACACAUAUUGAAGUUUGUGUGUUUUUAUUUAUAUUUUAUGCAAAAUUCA
Xenia sp. Carnegie-2017 is the source of this 2846-nucleotide messenger RNA. RefSeq names its product vacuolar protein sorting-associated protein 53 homolog. Gene Ontology annotation, cellular component: GARP complex. Gene Ontology annotation, biological process: retrograde transport, endosome to Golgi. Bases 276 to 2666 code for a protein of 796 amino acids. The record is from RefSeq and is a predicted model, not a curated record. NCBI's taxonomy places the organism in Eukaryota, Metazoa, Cnidaria, Anthozoa, Malacalcyonacea, Xeniidae. The transcript has 25 exons.